UCUUUUUUGUGUGUUGCUCUCCCCCACCUUCAGAAAUCCGGCUGGAGGCUGUCCUACAGCAGCACGCGAGCGAGCGCGCGAGAGGCUCCCGCGGAUUAGAUCGUCUGCAGCCUCUGCUCUGCUAGCGCUCCGGCACAGACGCGCUCUCCCGCGCACACGGGGCUCUAUGGGAUUUCCCCUGCUCCCUCGGCUGGCCGACCACUUCCAGACGGGUCUCGUCUCCGCUGGUCCUGGUUCCGGAGGCUGCUGAGCUGGGAGAGAGGGGGCAGGAAGGGAGAGGACCGAUGGCAGUUGGGGACACAUGUUGAGCUGAAGGAUUCCCCCCGGAGGCAGAUUGAUUCCUUUUCUUUUUGUUUUCUAAGGAAGCACAACCCUCACUGUCGCCUCUGUUUUUUGUUUUAUUUUGCUUGGCUUGCUUUCCGUCCCUGCUGGUCGACCUAUUGUUCCCUGUGAAACAAUGGACCUGAGCAAGAUGGCUGUGAGCAUCAACAAGGCCAUCAACACUCAAGAGGUUGCAGUCAAGGAGAAGCAUGCGAGAACCUGCAUCCUGGGAACCCACCACGAGAAGGGAGCCCACACCUUCUGGGCGGCCAUUAACCGCCUUCCGCUGUCCAGCAACGCCGUGCUGUGCUGGAAGUUCUGCCACGUGUUCCACAAGCUCCUGCGCGACGGGCAUCCCAACGUCCUGAAGGACUCCAUGAGGAACAAGGCUGACCUCAGCGAUAUGAGCCGAAUGUGGGGUCACCUCAGCGAGGGGUACGGCAGACUGUGCAGCAUCUACCUCAAACUGCUCAUCACCAAGAUGGAGUUCCACAUCAAGAACCCCCAUUUCCCUGGCAACCUCCAGAUGACGGACAGACAGCUGGACGAGGCAGGAGAGAAUGACGUCAAUAACUUCUUCCAGAUGACUGUAGAGAUGUUUGACUACCUGGAGUGCGAGCUGAAUCUCUUCCUCGCCGUUUUCAGCUCCCUGGACAUGUCGCGCUCCGUGUCGGUGACCGCAGCCGGACAGUGCCGACUGGCCCCCCUCAUUCAGGUCAUCCUGGACUGCAGCCACCUGUACGACUACACCGUCAAACUGCUCUUCAAGCUGCACUCUUGCCUCCCUGCGGACACUCUCCAGGGCCACCGAGACCGAUUCCAGGAACAGUUCAAGAAGCUGAAGAGUCUGUUCUACCGCUCCAGUAACCUGCAGUACUUCAAGAGGCUCAUCCAGAUCCCACAGCUGCCAGAGAACCCCCCCAACUUCCUGCGGGCGUCGGCGCUGUCGGAGCACAUCAGCCCCGUGGUGGUGAUCCCCGCAGAGGCCUCGUCCCCCGAAAGCGAGCCCGUGGUGGAGACGGAGGAGCUGGUGGACACCGACGCCCUGGCCCAGCCGAGUUCAGAGAACAGGUUUGAUGACAUCUUCGGCACAUCCUCGGCCUCCGACCCCUUCAACUUCAACAGCCAGAACGGCGCGCACAAGGACGAGAAAGACCGGCUCAUCGCGAAGCUGUCCCGGGAAGUCAGAGCUCUGAAAGAGGAGCUGGAGUCCUUCCGGCUGGAGAGUGCCCGGCUCUGCCAGGCCCUGCGCGGGCGGGUGAGCGAGCUGGAGGCAGAGCUGGCAGAGCAGACGCACCUGAAGCAGCAGGCCCUGGGCGAGAGCGAGUUCCUCCGCGCAGAGCUGGAGGACCUGCGCAGAGUAAAGGAAGACACCGAGAAGGAGCAGCGCAGCCUGACGGAGAUCGAGAGGAAAGCUCAGGCCAACGAGCAGAGGUACACCAAGCUGAAGGAGAAGUACACAGAGCUGGUGCAGAGCCACGCGGACCUCCUGAGGAAGAACGCGGAGGUGACCAAGCAGAUGACGGUGGCGCGGGCCGCGCAGGAUGAGGUGGAGAGCGUGCGCCGGGAGAUGCAGGAGAAAGUGCGGGCGGCCAGGGAGGAGGCCGAGCACCAGGAGAAAGAGCAGGCAGAGCAGCUGCAGGCCUUCCAGACAGAGCUGUGCACCAGCAGAGCAGAGCUGGAGCGACUGAGAGGGACCAUGGCCUCCUCACAGCAGUCGAGUGCAGAGCUGAGCUCCCGGCUGGCGGCCCUGGAGGCGGAGAAGGCGGCCCUGGCGGAGGGCGUGGCCCAGAAGGAGGCGGAGCUGGCGGGCCUGGGGGAGGAGCUGGAGCGCGUGCAGAAGAGCCUGGCCAGCGAGCGGGAGAGCGGGGUGAAGGCGUCCGAGGCGCUGCAGAACCAGCUCAACGAGAAGGAGACCCGGGAACAGGCGCUAGAGAGCCAGCUGGUAGGCUCCCGCUGGGCCGCCCUGCAGGGAGCACUCGACGAGGCUCAUAGGAUCAUACAGGACUCAAUGGCGCGGAUUGAAGACCCCGCGCACAUCAGCUGCACCAGCUCCGCCGACUACCUGGUGUCGCGGAGCCAGGCUGCGCUGGACAGUGUGGACAGACUGCAGGCCGCCAGGGACAAGUAUCUGACUGACGACACAGAUGUGUCGGAGCUGCUGCGGUCGGUGGCCCAGUUUGCCCACCUGGUUGGCGAUACGAUAGUGCAGGGCAGCGCGACGUCCCACAUGGUUCCCCUGGAGCAGGCGGACUCGCUCGCGGAGGCCGUGAAGGCGUGUGGCGCGGAAGCCUUGGCGUUGCUGUGCCAGCUGAAGGAGCAGGGGACGCUGGGCAGCGCGGACAGCGCCCAGCUGAGGGCCGGCCUGGCCCGGGUGCAGGCCCUCGCCGAGAGUCUGCGUCCUCGGGGGCUGGAGCUGCAGCAGGGGGAGCUGGGAGACUUGGUGGAGCAGGAGAUGGCAGCCACCUCCAUCGCCGUAGAAACAGCCGCCGCCAGAAUCGAGGAAAUGUUGAACAAGUCCAGAGCUGCUGAUUCAGGAGUUAAAAUGGAGGUCAACGAAAGGAUCCUGGCCUCCUGCACAGAGCUGAUGCAGGCCAUCAAGGUGCUGGUGCUGUCCUCCAAAGACCUGCAGCGCGACAUCGUGGAGAGCGGGAGGGGGGCAGCGUCAACCAAGGAGUUCUAUGCCAAGAAUUCCCGCUGGACGGAGGGACUGAUCUCCGCCUCCAAGGCAGUGGGCUGGGGGGCGACAGUGAUGGUGGAUGCGGCUGACCUGGUGGUGCAGGGCCAGGGGAAGUUCGAAGAGCUGAUGGUGUGCUCCCACGAGAUCGCAGCCAGCACCGCGCAGCUGGUGGCCGCCUCAAAGGUGAAGGCUGAUAAGGACAGUACCAACCUGGGCAGGCUGCAGCAGGCGUCCCGCAGAGUCACCCAGGCCACCGCUGGCCUCGUGGCCUCCACCAAGUCGGGCAAGUCGCAGAUCGAAGAGACAGACACCAUGGAUUUCUCCAGCAUGACGCUCACCCAGAUCAAGAGGCAGGAGAUGGACUCACAGGUGCGGGUGCUGGAGCUGGAGAUGCACCUACAGAAGGAGCGGGAGCGGCUGGGCGAGCUGCGGAAGAAGCACUACAUGCUGGCGGGCGUGGCGGAGGGCUGGGGCGAGGAGGAGGGGACUGGCUGAGGCCCAGGCCCCGCCCCCGUUUCCACGGCGCAGACUGGGCUGCUCCCUCCUGCCCCUCCCUCUCAUCAAACCUUUUCUACUCUUCCAUUCUCUCCCUUUUUAGUUUGAUUUUUAUUCCAAGCCAAAAUAAAAGGUGCUUUUCCUCAGCCAUCUAUUCCUCCCGCAGCCCGAAGACUGUGAAACUUCCCUGAUCUAGAGCGAGACACCCUGAACAGGGGCAAGAGGCGAGACUUGUGCACGCUUGGGACAGAAGGUCUGUGGGGGGGAUACUGGCCGCCUGCCUUGUCCUGGUGCCACCCCCUGGAGUGCUGAAGAACUACAAGCCUGCAGCUGUUGGACGGAUACCUUUUCUGUCUUCAGACUCUCAAGUUGACAAGAGGACACUUUUACACUCUGCAGCCAAUGAGAACUCUUUUAUAAAAACAGUUUUAAAAUUAAGGACCCUUUUGCGAGAAAACGCCUCUCCGACAGCUGAGGGUCAGAAUUUGAGUGCUGGACGUCCUCAGCAGCCGGAGGGCGAUGCCCAUGCUGCAGGGGCGUCCUCGCGGGCCAGGACGCGUCACAGAGCUCAGGGAUGAGGGUCUCCACACAGGUUUGAAGUAGGCUGGAGCUGAUUGGGUCAGCCCACGGGGUGUCCUGGCCCUCUCGCUGUGGACACCGGUCCCGCAGAAAGAGAUUUUAAACUUCCCACUGGUGGUGGGGGGGCAAUGGGAGGUGGCAGCACACGUCUGUGUUGCUCUUAUUUUAAAUUCCCAGGUGCUCGAUGAAUAACUUCCAGGCGGCUGCUGCAGAGUUCUCCACGUGUCUGUGGGGGGCUUGUAAAGAGAGGAGAAGCUGGCCAGACUGGGUCGUCCCGGGUCCCAGAGUUGGGAUCUCGCAUCGCUGCUCUGGUGGCCUUGGUCCAGACCCUGGUCAGACAGCCUGGCACACUCGUGCAGAAGAGGACAUCUUUCUUGGACAGUAUUGUUCAGACUAUUCCACUGUGCUACUGGGACCCCUCUUCCACUAAGGUGCAUGCAGGAAGGCAAAAAAAGCACUCCAUGCUUAUUUUUGAAGUGUUUCCCAUUUUUUUCCUUCUCUGUCUCCUGUCUGUCUGGCAUUGGCCAUUUUGCACACUAACUCAGGCUUGCGUUCAUGCACAGUUCUCUAUUUAAUCUAUUUAAUAACUCGGGUGCAGGAGGUUCUUGCAGGGGCCUGAGCAGUGGCAGGGGCUGGUGUUGCCGAGAAGAUGACUGUUCUCUCUUCCUAGAGUUUUCCGUGAUCAAUGAGAAACCUCACACUUGGGUUGUAGAUUGUAGCUCUCUGUGCUUGACAGUGAUUAGACUGUUCUUGACUCCAUUAGUGAUUUUACAGCAGUAAUAAGGGAUUGAUCUCUUUACAGAACGGAAGGGGGGCUUGUACUUCAUGGUUUGUGCUCAGUGGCAUUCUGUGGCAGAAUCAGCUGGGGUAGCAGUGUUUUGUACCCCGUGCACAUACUGUGCCUUGCAGAAGUAUUCGCUUCCUGUAUGUUGAAGAAUUCUAAGAAAUCUACAGCAUUUUUUAUCAAACUGUACACUGAUAUGAGGAGGUUGAAUGCAAACAAAAUCUGCAAACAUACAAAGUCUGUUUGUUGCAUAAGUAUUCAGCUGUCUAAGUCGGUGCUUGGUGGCAGUACCUUUGACAACAGUUACUGCUGUCAGUAUCUUUGUAUCAGUCUCUACCAGCUGUGCACAGUGAGGUGGUGUAAUUUCACCUAUUCCUCCCAGCGAACUCCAGAACUCCAGCUCUGACAAGUUGGUGAUGGAUUAUUCUGUUGUGAUUUGUAAGUUUCCUCUGUUUCAAUCACUGGGUCACUCAAAGACCAUCGCUCUGGCUGUGCUUCAAGCCAUUGUCCUGCUGAAAUGUGAGUUUUCAGCCCAGUUUUCAAUUCUGGGGUGACGAGGACUUUUUCCUCUAGGAUUUGCCUGAACUUGGGCAGCAUUGAUUUUUCCUCAGUUCGUGUUCCCUCAUUUUUCAUUUUUUGCCAGAAUGCAAUUAGACCAAAAGAUUACAUUUUUGUUACAUCUAACAGUAGAUUUCUGUCUCACAUUUUCGUUCUUUCUCAUACACAAUAUGAGUCUUUUUCAGUUAAGAAGUUUUCUUGCCCGUUGCCCAUACUGGCCAGCUUUGUGUAGGGACCACAGCAAUUGUCAGUGUAUUAAUAGUGACUCCUUUCUUAAACAGAGCUCUGCAGAUCUUCACAAGUCACUGCUGGCCUCAGCGUCGUGCAAAAUCAUUUCCUCUGCCUGGUUGUUGUUUGGAAGGGCUGCCUGGUCUAGAUAGCAUCUGGGUGGUAUGAUGUACAUUCCACUUAAUGAUGCACUUCACUGUUCUCAGAGGAACCUUCUCCUGAUCUGUGCCUCACUACUACUUUAUUCUUGACCUGUACCAAAACUUCCUUGGUCUACAAGGUCGAUUUCUUGUAUCACUGUGAAAGAUGUUUGAAAUCUAAUUUCAAUCUGAGGGAACCUUUAGCAUAUGCCGGUGUAUUUACUUUGAUGCCACGUUAGUCCACUUAGAUUACACACAGACUGUGCCUAUAACACUGGGAUCUUUCAAACAAUUUUUUGCAUCUUAACCGAUUUCAGGUUACCUUAAAAAAGAGGUUGAAUACUUAUGCACCCGAUAAUCUACUAAAUUUCUUUGAAAAUCUAAUAUCUGCUGCCUGUCGGCAUUUUUAACUAUUAGUUUGGAGUAAAUAUAUGAAACAUGAAGUCCUGUCUGAAAGUGUUGUGACUGCAGGCUCAGACAGCAAUAAAAUGUGCAGACAUUUGCAGCAAGUGAAUGCUCUUGCAAGACAUUAGAUAAUAUUGACUUAGAAAAUGUGGACGAUGGGGGAAAAACAUUGAAUAGUUUUUCCUUGAAACAUUGUUCUUUAAUUCAGUUUUUGAAAUCAAACUAAAUGUUUCAUCUGCUGUGUUCUGCAGCAGCUUUAACUGAAUCUCAGUGUUCUGUAAGCAGAGGCCUCAGGCGCAGCCUGACCUGUUCAUUAAUGGUUUCACUGGCUCUAUAGAAGCAGCAGGGACCGAGUCCUGUUUGGACAGCAGUGGAGAAAUGCUGCCUCCUAUAGUCUACAUUUCAGUUAGGUGACAGUAAAUAGCCUUAAGUCAAAGACAUCUCUUUUGAUUAACAAAGUCUUGUGUUAACCAAUCGCAGGCUGCUUUGCAAACAAGAUGAGCGAUUGUAAAGACAGCCUUGGUGCCCUUGACAGCACGUAUCCGAGAUCUCUUCCCAUGCUGCGCUGGUCACAUUGUCCCUCCGCUGGCGAUCGGGUUCCCAUCGCAGCAGUCUGCCCAGCCCGGCGAGCCCUGCGACUCCAGGGCGCUUUGAAACCACAGCUGCGGUCAGGUGUGUCGUCGGGGUGAUUGUUGACUACGAGGUCACUUGUGAAGUUUGUGUACAUAUGUAUAUUUAAAAAUCAGGUGAAAAGGAUGUCAGUGCCUUUGGAGGGAGGGGAGACGGUGUGCUUCCACUCUGAAAUGUGGAAUGUUUUUGAGAAGUGGAAGGAAGAGGACUUUAAAAUGGAGUUUCCAUUUUGGUGCAUUUUGCUUUAAAGGGGGUGUUGUGUCAGGUGAGGCGCACAGCCUGCCAGCGUAAAAGCUGAGCGUUUGUAAAAGAGCCUGUUGAGGCCCUGCGAUCCGGAGGCGAGCGCCAUGCGCUUCCUGCUGCACUCCUCCCUCUCAGGCCUGAAGUGGCUGCAGCAGAGCGGCGAGGAGAGGCCCAGGGAGGUGCUUCCAGUGCGGCUUGGACUGGGUGAGAGCGAGAGACCGUCGAUUCUGUUUUCAAGGUGCUGUUCUUUUUUUUUUUUUAUUUUGUAAUCUGUAGCAGUUACCGUAACUACAUGUCGCAACUUCCCAGUACCAUGUAAAUGGUCACUGUUCUGUGUUUGAGUGCUCCGCAGGGUGAGGAGAGGGGGCGGAGUGGUCCUGCGGGUUUGCUGGUGUGGCGGUCCGGCCAGUGCUGCACCCUGGGGCCUGUAGUCCAGAGACCCCUGCCUGGCACCCCCACACGGGCGGCGGUCAGGCUCCCAGGAGCCUGGAGCAGUAUUAUCCGCAUGAGCUGCGCAGCUUCCAAGGGCUCCGUGGUGCGAGAGGAGCUGGGUGACCCUCCUGCACAGCCCAGAAGGCGCAGGCACGCCCCUCCCCACCCCAGCCCUGCAGUGAGCUGAGCGAGGUAACAGUUGUGUUUCCAGGUGGGGUUAAUAAAGGGAAAUACAGGUGUGUAACAGAUCUGUGAUUGCAGUUUUUCUUAGGUGUGAGAAAUGUAGAAUAACCCAAACCGGUAGAUCAUCACAGCCUUAGCCAUGAAGUGUUUGUCCUGGCAGACCAGCGCUGGUUUAAUGAAUUGGAGCACAGUGUGGAGCGAGUGAGUGGGUCAGUCUGCGUGCCGUGGGCACCUGUGUGUGCGGGUCUAUUUAUGUGGUGUGUGUGGGUGUGAUCCAGCUUCUCCAAGUUCAUCCUGUACUUACAGCACUGCUUUAGUUUGUCUUGGAAAAGUGAUAACACUGGGUAUUUUAUUAUUUUUCAGAUUUUAUUAUUCAGAUGAUAUGUUAGAUUAAUAGAGUUUCUGGUUUCUAUCGUUGGUCCUACCAAGCCCAGCCAGCCUUUCAACUGCCUCUCUUUUGCUUCACGAUGGAAAAAUACAACUUUAUUAAAUUCAACAACAGAAAAUAUAUAUAAAAACUGCUUCUUUGUACAAUAUACUAGAAGUGUGUUUUUUGUUUUUAAUUAAAUAUAUAAAACAUG
Messenger RNA from Lepisosteus oculatus (spotted gar), 8259 nucleotides. RefSeq names its product huntingtin interacting protein 1 (gene hip1). The record is from RefSeq and is a predicted model, not a curated record. NCBI's taxonomy places the organism in Eukaryota, Metazoa, Chordata, Actinopteri, Semionotiformes, Lepisosteidae. Gene Ontology annotation, biological process: endocytosis; actin filament organization; clathrin coat assembly. Gene Ontology annotation, molecular function: phosphatidylinositol-3,5-bisphosphate binding; phosphatidylinositol-3,4-bisphosphate binding; clathrin light chain binding. Gene Ontology annotation, cellular component: clathrin-coated vesicle; presynapse; actin cortical patch.